GCUGCAUUUACGAAGCCUUCUGUGCACAAAACGGAAUUAGAAACUAUUCUUUCCCAAAUAUAUAAUGUGUUUCUUUUUGUUAACAUUUGGAUUUCGAUAAUUACUGUUCAUAGUAGAUCGAAAGGCAUAGAAAAACUAUUGGAGAAUAUAUAUAUGCUGGAAAUUAAGAAACCAAAUAAAUAUAGACAUUUUUCGUUUCCAAGAAUAUCCUGGGAAAUUUUCUGGCUACUUUAUAUUGUAGUAAUCGAUUUCAUUUUAUUGAGUAUGGAGAUUUGUAUGAACCUCAAUAUCAACCCUACACUUGGAGACUUGCUUUCUUCUUCUAUGUUUUAUUUGCAUUCAGUCGUUUCUAUUCAACUACAACAGUUCUAUGUCACAAUCCAAUCAAUUCUUUUAUAUUAUUCGAGAAUGUUCAAUUAUUUGUUCACAAACAAGGAUAUCUGUCAUGGAAAAAUUAUUGAUAUCACUAGAUUUGAUGACUUACUCCGUUCUACCAUUUCAGAAUUCAGGGAAGCUUUCUCAUCUGUCAUUUUGAUAAAAUGUGUUUUUAUUUCGAGCAGCUUUUUGAUGAUGAUAUUAUGUAAUUUAACUGCAGAGUUAUACAAUGAAACUUUUUCCCUUUAUAUUUCUAUUCGUAUUUUCAUCGUUUGUUGGUUCUUGAGUGAAGUAUCUACGAUUCUAAUUGUGAUCGUGUACAAUGUUAAAAUUGAAAAACAGAUGAAUAUUAUAGAUGAAAAUAUUCAGAAUUUGCAGAUACAAAUAGGGCACAAAUAUUUACAGCAUAAAAGCGUGGAGUUAUCCCUACUCAAUGCAAGAAUGAACAAAUCGAAAUUUUUCAUUUUUGGAUUUUUUCCUUUGGACUGGAGUUUGGUCUAUGGCAUGGUAGCUGAAAUAUCUACGUAUUCGGUUAUUAUAAUUCAAUUCCGAGAGAUGGAGAUGAAGAAAUCAUGAAAUUCAAUAAUUUAAAUUUCAUCACGUCCUGAUGAUUGUGAAUCACAAUAAUACUAGAUAUUCCCAUAUUCAAUUUAACACUUCUGGCACAAUGAUUGCUUUCAGUGUCAUAUUUCUCUUAUAAUUAUAAUUAUAAAUUUCAAUAUUAGA
Molecule: messenger RNA, 1101 nt
Organism: Harmonia axyridis
Lineage: Eukaryota; Metazoa; Arthropoda; Insecta; Coleoptera; Coccinellidae
Exons: 4
Coding region: 154-951 (265 amino acids)
Source: RefSeq, a predicted model, not a curated record